AUGGAGCUCGAAAUUCCCGAGGAGGAACAGGGAUGUCAGUUCAGUCCGAAACUACCCGGAUGGUCGAAAACGGGCAAGAGGACGAGGGCUCACCAGCGGUGCCCGUCCGACGACGAAUUAGCGGCAGAGGAUCUUCCACCAAAGAAGAGGAAGUUGGAUUCAGGUAAUAGUGAAAGAAAUGGGAAAGAUUUGUGUUGCAUGAAGCAGCAUAGAUGCAGCAUAUGCAGGAGGUGUUUUAGUAGCUAUCAAGCAUUGGGAGGGCACAAAGCCCACCACAACAAAGAGGGAAUUCUUGAAGCAUUGCAUCAAUGCACAUUCUGCUACAAGGUUUUCUCCAAAGGGCAAGCUCUCGGCGGCCAUAGGCGUCACUGCCAACAACCCCCAAUCCCUAAGAUGUUCAGUUUUGAUCUCAAUGAGCUCCCACCUGAAUGCUCAUUAGAAAUUAAUAAAUCUUAA
Messenger RNA from Salvia miltiorrhiza (redroot sage), 456 nucleotides. Its product is annotated as zinc finger protein ZAT11-like. The record is from RefSeq and is a predicted model, not a curated record. Gene Ontology annotation, molecular function: DNA-binding transcription factor activity. The transcript has a single exon. NCBI's taxonomy places the organism in Eukaryota, Viridiplantae, Streptophyta, Magnoliopsida, Lamiales, Lamiaceae. The coding region runs from base 1 to 456 and encodes 151 amino acids.